AAAAGUCGUUGACGCCAUCGUCUUAGGUCUAUUGAGCAGAGUUCCAUCUCCGCCGACCCUAAUUAAAUCCUCGUCCUCCUUUCCCUUUUCCAGCUCGUAGACUUCGUAUCGGCUGAAACCGAUGGGAAGCUGUUCCCCUGAUUCCGCUUCGAACUAGGGUUUUGUUCCUUCUGGUGAACUGUGGAUUACACUAUUUAAGCAUGGAGAAUUUCAGAUUCCCACAUUCUGUUGGUGCACUUCGUGUAUAGUCCCUUUUUGAGCCGGCUACAUCUACUAAUUUGUGACUAGAAGGAAACUCGAAUGUGGCGUUGCCAUGGAUAGAACCAUUCAUUGGAAAGAGACUUUGCCUUCGAUUUAGAAAGUGGCAUGAAUUAUGUGAAAAAAGAACAGGAAGGAGUGAAGGAUAUAGAAUUUCUGAGUGGGUUUGGCAUGGAUGGGUUUGUAAAACCAGAAAGAGAUGGGCCGUUGGAACAUAAUCGAUCUAGCCCUUCUGAACAUUCUUACACAGAUGAGGAGGCUUUGGUUGACAAGAGGGUUGAACCGGAGGAUAGUGUAAGCCUUUUGGAGAAGAAAAUUGAACUUGAAAUGACAAAAAAGAAAGGACGAAAAAAGCCACCUAAGCCACCUCGUCCUCCCAACUCUCUGCCUCUGGAUGCUACUGACCAGAAGCUAAUGAAGAGGUUGAAGAGAGAAAGGAUUGGAAGGAUGAAAAUCAAGAUGAAGAAUAAGUCAACACGUUCUAAUAGCAGCCUUUGGACCUUGCUCGUCACUAUUCUUUUAAUCCUUGUUAUCAGCUGGAAAGGACUUGCAACUUCUUUCACAUCGGCCAUCGCUCUGGUGAACUCUUUUUGGCAAUAAGUUUGUGGACCAGUGUGCAGAUGAUAUAGGUCAAGCAUGGCACUAUGUGACAAGGCAUCAAUUAGUUCUACUAAUGUCAUUUUGCUACUGGUUCAACCAAAUGUUUCACUACAGUUUUCUGGUUUGAAAUUCAUUUCCUAUGUUUUACUGUAUA
Messenger RNA from Zingiber officinale, 1012 nucleotides. RefSeq lists its product as uncharacterized. The record is from RefSeq and is a predicted model, not a curated record. The transcript is spliced from 3 exons. NCBI's taxonomy places the organism in Eukaryota, Viridiplantae, Streptophyta, Magnoliopsida, Zingiberales, Zingiberaceae. The coding region runs from base 367 to 858 and encodes 163 amino acids.